CGGCUUCGCGCUCAGAUCGGGGUGGUCGCUCCUCCAGCGCGGAGCUCUGGAAGAGGCAGGACCACGCCACCCGGCUGCAAGCCCGAUCCGUAUACUUUAAAGAUAUAGUAUAUGUUAAUCAGGGGUGGCGGGGGGGGUGGUGUGUUUGCGUGUGACAAUUAAAGCAAAAAGAAAAGUUAUUAGUUAACGUUAUAUUCGAAUAAUAAAGAAACUUUCGUAGAGACACAACUCUCUUUUCCCCCCCCUACCCUUCCCCCCCCAUCUUCCCCCUUUUUACCCCUCCCCCUCUCCGGGCUUAGACGUUAAUCGAAUUUAAUUUAAGAAUAUAUAUAUAAUCCGUAACAAACAAAAAAAGUGUGCUGCAGUAAGCGGCGGCGGCGGCGUUGUGUUUUUGUUGUUUAAAAAAAAGGAAAAGUUUUGUUAAAAGAUUAUAAAUAAAAUAAUAAAUUUAUAAUAAUUUGAAGGAAAAAAAAGGCCAAGCCAUGCCGCAUUACGGGCCGCCCUCGAGCGAGAGCGCCUGCCCGCUCCGCACCAUCAAGAGGCUGCAGUUCGGAGUGCUGAGCCCCGAUGAAAUUAAACGGAUGUCGGUGACGGAGGGCGGCAUCAAGUACCCCGAGACCACCGAGGGAGGGAAACCCAAACUGGGGGGCCUCAUGGACCCCCGGCAGGGAGUCAUCGACCGCACGGCGCGCUGCCAGACGUGCGCCGGCAACAUGACGGAGUGCCCGGGCCACUUUGGCCACAUCGAGCUGGCCAAGCCGGUGUUCCACGUGGGCUUCCUCACCAAGACCAUCAAGGUUCUCCGAUGCGUCUGCUUCUUCUGCUCCAAGAUGCUCGUGGAUUCGAACAACCCCAAGAUCAAGGACAUCCUGCUCAAGUCUCGGGGCCAGCCACGCCGGAGGCUCACGCACGUCUACGACCUCUGCAAGGGCAAGAACAUCUGCGAGGGUGGGGAGGAGAUGGACUCGCGAUUCGACGGUGACCUCAAGGAGGGCGCCUCGGAGGAGACCAAGGAAAAAGGCCACGGGGGCUGCGGGCGCUACCAACCCCGCAUCCGCCGCUCGGGCCUGGAGCUCACGGCCGAGUGGAAGCACAUCAACGAGGACUCCCAGGAGAAGAAGAUCGUGCUGAGCGCCGAGCGCGUCUACGAGAUCUUCAAGCGCGUGACGGACGAGGAGUGCACCAUCCUGGGCAUGGACGUGAAGUUCGCGCGGCCCGAGUGGAUGGUGGUGACGGUGCUGCCGGUGCCGCCGCUCGCCGUGCGACCGGCCGUCGUCAUGCAGGGCUCUGCGCGCAACCAGGACGACCUGACGCACAAGCUCGCCGACAUCGUGAAGAUCAACAACCAGCUGAAGCGCAACGAGCAGAACGGCGCUGCGGCGCACAUCAUCGCCGAGGACGUGAAGCUGCUGCAGUUCCACGUGGCCACCAUGGUGGACAACGAGAUGCCCGGCCUGCCCAGGGCGAUGCAGAAGUCCGGCCGCCCCCUCAAGUCGCUGAAGCAGCGGCUCAAGGGCAAGGAAGGUCGCGUGCGGGGCAACCUCAUGGGCAAGCGAGUGGACUUCUCGGCGCGCACGGUCAUCACGCCCGACCCCAACCUCUCCAUCGACCAGGUCGGCGUGCCGCGCUCCAUCGCGGCCAACAUGACCUUCCCCGAGAUCGUCACGCCCUUCAACAUCGACAGGAUGCAGGAGCUGGUGCGGCGCGGCAACAACCAGUACCCCGGGGCCAAGUACAUCACACGUGACAACGGCGAGCGUGUCGACCUGCGCUUCCACCCCAAGCCCAGCGACCUGCACCUGCAGAUCGGAUACAAGGUGGAGAGACACAUGUGCGACGGAGACAUCGUCAUCUUCAACCGCCAGCCCACGCUGCACAAGAUGUCCAUGAUGGGGCACAGAGUGCGCAUCCUGCCCUGGUCCACCUUCCGCCUCAACCUCAGCGUGACGACGCCGUACAACGCGGACUUUGACGGCGACGAGAUGAACCUGCACCUGCCUCAGUCGCUGGAGACUCGCGCCGAGAUCCAGGAGCUGGCCAUGGUGCCGCGCAUGAUCAUCACCCCGCAGAGCAACCGGCCCGUCAUGGGCAUCGUGCAGGACACGCUCACGGCCGUGCGCAAGUUCACCAAGCGGGACGUCUUCCUCGACCGCGCGGAGGUGAUGACGCUGCUCAUGUACCUGUCGACGUGGAACGGCAAGAUGCCGCAGCCGGCGGUGCUCAAGCCGCAGCCGCUGUGGACGGGCAAGCAGGUGUUCUCGCUCGUCAUACCGGGGCAGAUCAACUGCGUGCGGACGCACAGCACCCACCCGGACAACGAGGACAGUGGACCCUACCGCCACAUCUCUCCCGGGGACACCAAGGUGAUUGUGGAGAACGGCGAGCUGAUCAUGGGCAUCCUGUGCAAGCGGUCGCUGGGCACGUCAGCCGGGUCGCUCGUCCACAUCGUCUUCCUGGAGAUGGGGCACGACACCACACGCCUCUUCUACAGCAACAUCCAGACCGUCGUUAACAACUGGCUGCUCAUAGAAGGUCACUCCAUCGGCAUUGGAGACUCCAUCGCCGACGCCAAGACCUACCAGGACAUCCAGAACACCAUCAAGAAAGCCAAGCAGGACGUGAUAGAGGUGAUCGAGAAGGCUCACAACAACGAGCUGGAGCCCACCCCGGGCAACACCCUGCGGCAGACGUUUGAGAACCAGGUCAACCGCAUCCUGAACGACGCUCGCGACAAGACUGGAUCCAGCGCGCAGAAGUCGCUCUCGGAGUACAACAACUUCAAGUCCAUGGUGGUGGCUGGCUCCAAGGGCUCCAAGAUCAACAUCUCGCAGGUCAUCGCGGUGGUGGGUCAGCAGAACGUGGAGGGCAAGCGGAUCCCGUUUGGCUUCAAGCACCGCACGCUGCCGCACUUCAUCAAGGACGACUACGGGCCCGAAUCGCGCGGCUUCGUGGAGAACUCCUACCUGGCCGGCCUCACGCCAACAGAGUUCUUCUUCCACGCCAUGGGCGGUCGCGAGGGCCUCAUCGACACGGCCGUCAAGACGGCCGAGACCGGUUACAUCCAACGGCGACUCAUCAAGUCGAUGGAGUCGGUGAUGGUGAAGUAUGAUGGGACGGUGCGCAACGGCAUCAACCAGGUCAUCCAACUGCGCUACGGGGAGGACGGCCUCGCGGCCGAGCACGUGGAGUUCCAGAACCUGUCCACUCUGAAGCCCUCCGACAAGGCCUUCGAGAAGAAGUACAAGUUCGACUUUGCUAACGAGCGCGCCAUGCGGCGCUGCCUGCAGGAGGAGGUGGUGAACGACAUCAUGAGCAACGCGCACGUCCAGAACGAGCUGGACAAGGAGUUUGACCGCAUCCGCUCCGACAGGGACACGCUCCGCUCCGUGUUUCCCACGGGCGACAGCAAGGUGGUGCUGCCGUGCAACUUGAUGCGCAUGAUCUGGAACGCUCAGAAGAUCUUCCACAUCAACACGCGCCAGCCCACUGACAUCAACCCCCUGCGCAUCAUCGAGGGCGUCCAGGAGCUGAGCAAGCGCCUGAUGAUCGUGAAGGGCGACGACCCGCUGAGCCGCCAGGCACAGGAGAACGCCACGCUGCUCCUCAACUGCCACGUGCGCUCGACGCUGUGCGCCCGCCGCGUCACCGAGGAGUUCCGACUCUCGCUACAGGCCUUCGAGUGGCUGCUGGGCGAGAUCGAGGCGCGGUUCAACUACGCCAUCGUCCACCCCGGCGAGAUGGUCGGUGCUCUGGCGGCGCAGUCGCUGGGGGAGCCGGCCACCCAGAUGACGCUGAACACCUUCCACUACGCCGGCGUGUCGGCCAAGAACGUGACGCUGGGCGUGCCGCGUCUCAAGGAGCUCAUCAACAUCUCCAAGAAGCCCAAGACGCCCUCGCUCACCGUCUUCCUCACCGGGCAGCCGGCACGCGACGCUGAGCGCGCCAAGGACAUCCUGUGCCGGCUGGAGCACACGACGCUCCGCAAGGUGACGGGCAACACGGCCAUCUACUACGACCCGGAGCCCCAGAGCACGGUGGUGUCGGAGGACCAGGAGUGGGUGAACGUGUACUACGAGAUGCCCGACUUCGACGUGGCGCGCAUCUCUCCCUGGCUGCUGCGCGUCGAGCUCGACCGCAAGCACAUGACCGACAAGAAGCUCACCAUGGAGCAGAUCGCCGAGAAGAUCAACGCCGGUUUUGGCGACGACCUCAACUGCAUCUUCAACGACGACAACGCCGAGAAGCUGGUGCUGCGGAUCCGCAUCAUGAACAGCAGCGAUAACAAAUAUCAGGACGAGGAGGAGAUUGUGGACAAGAUGGACGACGAUGUCUUCCUGCGCUGCAUCGAGGCCAACAUGCUGACUGACAUGACGCUGCAGGGCAUUGAGCAGAUCACCAAGGUGUACAUGCACCUGCCCCAGACGGACGACAAGAAGCGCAUCACCCUGACGGAGGAGGGGGAGUUCAAGGCGCUGCAGGAGUGGAUCCUGGAGACGGACGGCGUGAGCCUCAUGAAGGUCCUGUCCGAGAAGGACGUCGACCCCGUGAGGACCACCUCCAACGACAUCGUGGAGAUCUUCACGGUGCUGGGCAUUGAGGCGGUGCGCAAGGCGCUGGAGCGUGAGCUGCACCACGUCAUCUCCUUUGACGGCUCCUACGUGAACUACCGCCACCUGGCGCUGCUGUGCGACACCAUGACGUGCCGGGGGCACCUCAUGGCCAUCACGCGCCACGGAGUCAACCGGCAGGACACGGGGGCACUCAUGAAGUGCUCCUUUGAAGAGACGGUGGACGUGCUGAUGGAGGCGGCGUCCCACGCCGAGGUGGACCCCAUGAAGGGCGUCUCCGAGAACAUCAUGCUGGGCCAGCUGGCGCCUGCCGGCACCGGCUGCUUCGACCUGCUGCUCGACGCCGAGAAGUGCAAGUUCGGCAUGGAGAUCCCCACCAACAUCGGCGCGCUGGGCAUCGGGGCUCCAACGGGGAUGUUCUUCGGUGCCGUGGGCAGCCCCUCGUCCGGGAUGUCUCCGGCCAUGACGCCCUGGAACCAGUCGGCAACGCCGGCCUACGGCGCCUGGUCCCCCGGCAUCGGCAGCGGCAUGACUCCGGGUGCCGCCGGCUUCUCUCCGAGCGCCGCGUCGGACGCCAGCGGCUUCAGCCCCGGCUACUCCCCGGCCUGGUCGCCCACGCCGGGGUCGCCGGGGUCACCGGGGCCCGGCUACAUCCCCUCUCCCGGUGGACCCCUUUCUCCCAGCUACUCCCCGACGUCUCCCGCCUACGAACCCCGCUCUCCCGGCGGCUACUCGCCCCAGAGCCCCAGCUACAGCCCCGCCAGCCCCAGCUACAGCCCCACCAGCCCCAACUACAGCCCCACCAGCCCCAGCUACAGCCCCACCAGCCCCAGCUACAGCCCCACGUCUCCCUCCUACUCGCCCACCAGCCCCAGCUACAGCCCCACCAGCCCAAGCUACAGCCCCACCAGCCCCAGCUACAGCCCGACCAGCCCAAGUUACAGCCCCACCAGCCCCAGCUACAGCCCCACGAGUCCCAGCUACAGCCCCACGUCUCCCUCCUACUCGCCCACCAGCCCCAGCUACAGCCCCACCAGCCCAAGCUACAGCCCGACCAGCCCCAGCUACAGCCCGGCAAGCCCCAGCUACACCCCGACCAGUCCAAGCUACAGCCCCACCAGCCCCAGCUACAGCCCCACCAGCCCCAGCUACAGCCCCACCAGCCCCAGCUACAGCCCCACCAGUCCCAGCUACACCCCCACCAGCCCCAACUACAGCCCGGCGUCUCCCAGCUACAGCCCGACAAGCCCGAGCUACAGCCCCACCAGCCCCAGCUACAGCCCCACCAGCCCCAGCUACAGCCCGGCAUCACCCGCCUACUCCGGCGCGGGUUUUCCAGCCCGGUCGCCCUCCUACAGCCCCAGCUCCCCUUCCUACAGCCCCAGCUCGCCCUCGUACAGCCCCAGCUCGCCCAAGUACACCCCGACCAGCCCCAGCUACAGCCCCACGUCGCCCGAGUACAGCCCGGCCUCGCCCAAGUACUCCCCGACGAGCCCCACUUACACCCCGACGAGCCCCAAGUACUCCCCGACGAGCCCCACGUACUCGCCCACCACCCCCAAGUACACCCCGUCGUCGCCCACCUACACCCCCACGAGCCCCGCCUACACGGCGACGCCCAGCGGCUACUCCCCGCCCUCGCCCAAGUACUCCCCGACGAGCCCCAAGUACACCCCGUCGUCGCCCACUUACACGCCCACGAGCCCCACUUACACGCCCACGAGCCCCACUUACACGCCCACCAGCCCCACUUACACGCCCACCAGCCCCACUUACACGCCCACCAGCCCCAAGGGCUCCUCCUACUCGCCCACGUCGCCCGGCUACAGCCCCGCGAGCCCCACCGUCAGCCCGGAGGACAGCGACGAGGAGGAAAGCUGAAGGGGCGGCGGAGGCGGCGGCGGAGGCGGCGGAGGCGGCGGAGGCGGC
This is a messenger RNA of Petromyzon marinus (sea lamprey), 6497 nucleotides long. NCBI's taxonomy places the organism in Eukaryota, Metazoa, Chordata, Hyperoartia, Petromyzontiformes, Petromyzontidae. The record is from RefSeq and is a predicted model, not a curated record.